AUGUGUCAACUGAGACGUCGCCGGUGUGAGAAUAAUGACCGACCUACCUGUAUUGUCAGGACACCAGAUCUCGGGGAGGCCCAAUCCGUGUGGCAACAGGCGCUCGAUGACCGUGAUCUCUUUGCCAGUCGAGCCCGUCAAGCCCGCGAGUGCUUUGAGUUGUGGUCCCCGAUGAUCCGACAGGUCAUCGAGCAGCCUUUGGGGGUGGCUGAGCACAACCUUGCCACUUGGAUCUGGAGCAGCGAUGCUGACUCGGACGAGCGCUUCAAGCGUCUCAAUGUUGCUCGAGAGGUAUGGCUCUCCAGCUCCUCGGAUCCCAAGGUCAUCUGCCGGGCAACCAAAUGGGUGCAGAGCUUCAUUGCCACCCUUCAUGUUACGACCCCCGCGCCUACGUCACGUGGCCCCUACAAUUUUCACCAAUUACCGCAGGAUUACUUCUCCUAG
This is a messenger RNA of Fusarium odoratissimum NRRL 54006, 444 nucleotides long. RefSeq lists its product as uncharacterized. Lineage: Eukaryota; Fungi; Ascomycota; Sordariomycetes; Hypocreales; Nectriaceae. The record is from RefSeq and is a predicted model, not a curated record. The transcript has a single exon. The coding region runs from base 1 to 444 and encodes 147 amino acids.